Mya arenaria is the source of this 1239-nucleotide messenger RNA. RefSeq names its product zinc finger BED domain-containing protein 4-like. The record is from RefSeq and is a predicted model, not a curated record. Gene Ontology annotation, molecular function: protein dimerization activity. The coding region runs from base 1 to 1239 and encodes 412 amino acids. The transcript is spliced from 4 exons. NCBI's taxonomy places the organism in Eukaryota, Metazoa, Mollusca, Bivalvia, Myida, Myidae.
AUGAUAAAAUCCCUGGAUCCCCGUUUCUCAAUUGCAGGGAGAACAUACUUUUCUACAACACUUAUUCCAAACAUAUACGACGAAACUGCAUCAAAAGUGAAAUCAAGUUUGUCAAGUGCCCAGACUGUAGCGCUUACUACAGAUGGUUGGAGAGGUCGGGCUAAUGAGUCAAAUGCGACUAUAACAUUUAUUCAUAUCACGCAGGAAUUGAGGCUACAGAACUUUGUUCUCCAAACUCGGAUGAUGCCCGAAAGUCACACAGGUGUGAAUAUUGCCGAGGUAAUAAGAGAAGCUAUCGCACACCCACCUUUUGUGGCGGGAAGAGAACUGUCAAAAGCUUCUUGGGGUAAAAAUGUAAAGCAUAUCUGCGAUGUGCCUACUCGUUGGAACUCGGCAGCAGAUAUGCUAGAGCGCUAUUUAGAGUUACAACCCGCUAUCUACGCCACACUUACAUCCAACGAAGUUAAUCCUGCCAAACGGUCCGAGAUCAAUGUCUUGAGUGAAACUGACACUAAAUCAGCUCAAGUGAUUAUGAAAUGUCUCACCCCAUUGAAAACAAUGACUGAUGUCAUUUCUUAUGAAAAGAUGCCAAUAGUCUCUGUCAUCAUUCCUUUAAUACAACAAGUACAGAAGGUAAUGGCUUAUAAUGAGGAUGACGGCCAAACACUUCGGUCUAUUAAGGAAGCAGUAUUUGGGGAUACAGAAAAAAGGUACACCAGUGAGGAGCUGUGGCAUUUCCUAGAGGAGUGUACAGUAUUGGACCCCAGGUUCAAAACCACAUUGGCACCAGAGACACUCGGUGAGACUUAUCAUAGAUUGUCCGUCCUGUUGAGCUCUGGCGGUGUAGAUGUCAGGGUAAAAGUGGAAGAGGUAGAUACAGAUACGGAUUCAACCGAGAAGAAGGUUGAUCUUGCAGCGAUCUUCGAUGACGUUGUCAAGGCAGAGAAGGGCAGCAAAUCUAUUUAUGAGAGGGUGGAUGAGGAGAUUGCCAAGUACAAAAUGGUCCAACCAAUAAAAAUUAAAAUGGAUCCUCUUGUUUGGUGGAAGGAGCAUUGCUUCUACUAUUCUUUACUUGCCAAUCUAGUUAAAGCUCGGCUUUGCAUCCCAGCGACGUCAGUACCAUCCGAAGGCGUGUUCCGCACAGCGGGAGAUACAGUUACCGCCCAGAGAUCUUGCCUAGCUUCAGAUCUUGUAGACAUGUUAUUCUUUUGUAAGAAAAACUGUCAGAAAUGUGACUAA